AUGAUAAUGGCAAAUCAACCAUACUUUCUGCGCCUCCCUUAUAUCAUCCGCCUCAGAAUAUACCGCGAAAUAGGCCUCGUUGUUGACUUCGAGCUUGAUCUCAGUACCGGCCAAGCUGUCGGGGAAUGGUCGUCCCGCGAGCAAAGACUUUUCAGGAAAGCUGAAUCACUCCCAGGCCAUGGCCAGGAACCAUGGUUUCCAAAUCAACUAUUCUUCGUGUCACGCAGUGUAUCUGAAGAUGCUCGUCGCACUUUCUAUUCCGAGAACCAUUUCUGCUUCCAAUAUGAUAUGGGCUGUGGUUUGCGGAGUCUAUCUAAUAUGGGCCGCAUUGGAUGGGGAUCCCUAAGGCGUUUUGCAAUCCGGAUCGGUGCCGAGUACUGUCUCGGUCCAGGGAAGCAGGCCUGCCAUGGUACGGCCGAGGAAGUCCUCGAAAAUGAUAGCCAACUCGAAAAGAAUGGUGUGCUCGGCAUGUGGAAGCAGAUAUGUCACCAGUUAGCAACGCAUAUCAAGCAAGACGACCAGCUGGAAAUUCGUUUGAUCUGUGGCGCCGCUACUAAAAAGACCCUCGCAGCCUUUCUAGAGCCGCUGCAAAAGCUUCCCCGACUCAGAGAACUCUCCAUCCGUGCAGGGCCACGUCGCAACCUCGAUCUCCAACAAGCUCUGAUGGCAACAAUAGGCCAAAAGACGGGAUUUUUCAUACGUCAGGCGCGACCGGGGGUAUUCCGAUUCCUCGAUCUUCCGGUGGAACUCCAAGUCCGCAUACUUGAAUUCACAGAGCUAGCUGCACCUCUACCGCUAAUACUGAUAUCAUGGUUCAAGCGGUUCCUCCCUCGUGAUUGUUGGUAUUUCGCUUGUAAUGCACGACCUCAUCCAUAUCUUGUUGAUCAAGGAUGUUGGUGCCCUGCAACACAUACCGCUUUUUCUACGGCUCAUCCCUGUUGGCAACUUCCAGACAUAUGGUUUGUCAGUAAGAGCAUAAGAGAACUCGCGCUGUCUGUGUACUACUCCAAAAAUACAUUCGAAGUUUGGUACGAUCAAUCACAUUCUCCAGACACCACAGCAUGGACUCCACAAACAUCAGGCUUCUUACACGGUUUCCCUGAAUAUUCGUGGAAGUACCUCCGCCGGGUGCAUUGGAUAUUUCCUUCUCCCGUGGAUGGCGACGCGUUCCGUCCAAACGAUAGGGAGACAGUGGACUGGAUCAACACCAUGAAAGUCAUCUCUCAGUCAUUCAAUCUCCCGAACUUCACACUGGAAUUGAGCCUGUCUCCUCGUACUAACCGACCCUGGGAUCCAGAGCAUCCAGAGAAAGUUGCUAGGGCGCGGGGACUAUAUGAUCGGAUCAUCGAGCCAGUUCAGCCAUUGAAUGGCCUUCUCAAAGAUUUCUUUGUCCAUAAUUACUUUCCCCUGCAUGAGACACUGGAUGAGACUCGGCUCAGUCUAGAACGAAUAUUGGAGCGCAGAGUAAUGGGAAGUGACUAUGAUAGUAUGGCGCGCGAGAAGGAGUAUUCAAAACCAUUUGAGGAGGAUGACUACGAUUAUUGA
This is a messenger RNA of Aspergillus thermomutatus, 1545 nucleotides long. RefSeq lists its product as uncharacterized. The transcript has a single exon. The record is from RefSeq and is a predicted model, not a curated record. NCBI's taxonomy places the organism in Eukaryota, Fungi, Ascomycota, Eurotiomycetes, Eurotiales, Aspergillaceae. Bases 1 to 1545 code for a protein of 514 amino acids.